AUGGCCGACGACGAACCCGCAAGAGAAAGACCCAAGAUUAUCAUUGACGUAUCAGAGUACACCAUCGCCUGGAUUGCUGCUCUGGCACAUGAGAGAGCUGCGGCAGAAGAGCUCAUGGAUGAGGAACACGAGAAGCCGAAAGGUUUCUAUCAGCAUUCUCGUGACCAGAACAGCUACAGCUGGGGCAGAUAUGGAGAACACAACGUUGUGAUUGCCUCGUUGCCUUCCGGACUGUACGGUCUUGUCUCCGCUGCACACGUGGCUGGCGGUCUAUUGGCCUCUCUCCCACAUCUUCGCAGCGGACUGCUAGUAGGCAUCGCAGGUGGUUUGCAAGACGAAGCGGAGGCGAGCAAGCUCAAAGACUCGAAGAAGAUACUACUGGGCGAUGUCGUGGUGAGUGAUCCUGAUGAUCGAAAUGGCGGAAUCAUCCAGCAUGAUUUGUACAAAGCCACAGUUCAGACAGAUGGCGCACAGGAGCGGAAACCGAAAGGCUUCGUCAACGCUCCUCCUCUGCAUCUUCUAGCUGCGCUUUCCAACCUGCGGUCGAAGCAUGAGAGGAAGCAGCCCGGCUUUCUAGCAUAUCUGGAGGUCUUCAAACGCAAUCCAAGAAUGGCAAAGAAAUAUCGUUUCCGGGAGGACGCUAAAUGGAAAGAUCCACAUCGCAUAGACUCUACUCGAAAACUGCCAGCGGUGCACUACGGUACCAUCGCAAGUGGAAACGUCCUUCUCAAGGACGAUGGAUAUCGAAAGGGCCUGACAGACUGGCUCGAGCGAAACAACAUUCAUGCGAAAUGCAUCGAGAUGGAGGCUGGUGGUCUGAUGAACAACUUUCCCUGCCUUGUGAUCCGGGGUAUCUGCGACUAUGCGAACGAGACGAAGAACGACAAGUGGCAAAGAUACGCUGCUGCUUCAGCUGCUGCUUAUGCCAAAGAGCUCCUUACAUACGUUGCGGUCGAUAACGUGAAGGCCGCCCUGGGGAUCGGGGAGACAAUCAAGAACAUCCAGUCAGCCGUGGAAUCUAUCGAUCGCGACGUCGAAGGCCUCCUCGAGACAGCCGCAGACGCGAAGAUCGAGAAAGAACGGCGCAACGUGCUUACCUGGCUGAAUCCGCCACAAAAUAAACGACCGCCAAUAGCUGACAGAGAUCCCGAGACGAACGGAUGGUUCCUGAAUGGCCGGUUGUUCGGAGCUUGGCUUGACGGUACGACACCCUUUAUCUUCCUGCACGGCGGUGUUGGGUGCGGCAAGACCACCCUCAACAGAGCUAUUGUUGAGGCACUGGAAGCAAAGAAGGCGCGCAUGACUGCCUUUUACUUCUCUGCAAUCAUUCUUCAAAACCAGAGUCUCAACGGGCUGUUGCGCUUCAUUGUAGCAAGCCUAUGUCCUCCCAUACAGCUACCUGCCAGCUUGAAGAUGCUAUACGAGUCUCAUCGUAUGAUGUUUCCUCCUACACCCCCAGAUAAUGGCAGCGAGCUCGAGGAAAUAAUCGACAGAACUCUAUCCGAUGAUCGAGCUUGGGCUCCCCAUUACAUCCUGAUUGACGGCCUUGAUGAGAUCGUGGAGUCCGACCGACGUAAGAUGGUAGAAUUUCUGAAUUUCCUGGCCACCAACCGAACGCCAGGUCUACAAGUCAUGAUAACGGCUCGUCCAGCUCAACUCGAAUCAAUCCUACCAAUCGAGCUCUGGCAUCACGAGCCAAUGCCUACUGAAAUGGUCCGCGCCGACAUCAAAGUCUACGUCAAGAAUCGUAUGGCAAAGGAAGCAGCACUGGCCAAUAUUGAUCCCACUUUGCAGAAUCUGAUCUUCGAGAAGCUGGCGGGCGAUGGGCAGACAAUGUUCCGAUAUGCUUUCCUUCAAUUGGAGCGGCUUCUUGAUAAAGGCGUCCUGCUACGUCGAAAUGCAGUUGCUGUCCUGGGGCAAUUGCCGACCACCAUCGUCAAGACGUACUCCGCUAUUCUCAACGAAAUCGAUAGCGACAACGAGUAUCGCGCUCGCGCGGCCCUCACGUGGCUGGCAUACUCAGAACGACCGUUGUCGAUGGAGGAGCUUGGGGAUGUCUGCGCCAUCGUACCAUCGAGCCGUAGAGUUUACGACGCAGAGGAUCAUUUGAGUCAGGACGAAGUCCUUGCAUUGCUCCCUAAUCUCAUCGCACUGAUACCUUGGGAUGAGACAGACCAGUACAUUGUCGUCUUUUCUCAUUUCUCGGUGAAAGAGUAUCUCCUCGACAAUAUGUCGGUAACUCUCACACAGCGCUUCAAUCUCUCUAAUUCGGAAUCUCAUGCGUUCAUUGCGAGUUGCUGUGUAGCGCUCCUUUGCUGGCUUCGCGGAGCGUUGCUUGCGCCACGGAAUCAAAUCCCACCAGCUCGUUCGCUGAGAUCUUAUGCAUGGGAUCUGUGGCCAUUGCACACUAUCUAUGCUCACGAGAUCGAUGCAGAUGCCCGAAGAUCUGGAGUACAGCGUCUCAUCGAUGAUUUCAUCUUCGCGUCGUCCCGCGCUCUUUCAGACUGGAAACGUGCCGCAGACAUGGCGACGAGAGACGCAACUGUCAAUACAGACUUGCGACUGGACAAUCGAUACGCGCAGCAACUCACAACAGUCAUUCCAGACGCACUUUAUCCGGUCCUUGCCAAAAUGUCGGCGCAGCAACUCACGACAGUCAUCCCUGACGCACUGCGUCCAAUUCUAGCCAGAAUGUCGGCGCGCUCCCCGACCACUGUCUGUGAUGUACUUCGCACACCAUAUCACUACGCAGAAUUUGAUGCACAGUCGUGGGCAUCCUUCGCUUUGGGAUCGCCGGAUCAUGAACCAGUCAAGAUCAUACGAUUGCACCCCAGUCUUAACGAAAUGCUGCCACCCCGGUGUUCGAUUUCCUCCAUGUCUGUGAAGUCCCUCCCAGGGCAUGUCGCUGUCAUUGAUCGGGAUAAAGAGCCACGCCAGAAGGCUAUCUGGCUCAACGGAUAUCCGAUCGCUGUUAGCGAGGAGACCUUUGACAUCCUUAUUGCCCUUCGUCAUCGCCAACAGGAGCCACGCUACCUGACUUUGCAUACCGUCUGCUCCAACAAGGACCUAUAUGUCAAAUCCGGAGCGCAAAUUUCGUCAACGAGCCAAAUUGCUUAUUAUGUCACCAAAACCAUGUCAGAGUCCACCUGGGCGGUCGAACUCCUGCUAGCUCUAGCCGACAUACUCCGCUGGCCUUCUCAGACCACAUUUCUGGACCUUCAACGCGUCCUCGAGAAAGAAGAGGCUGCUGGCCCUGCUGUUGCCCUGCAACUUUUGACUGCAGAAUAUGCACUCAGUCCAUGGUUCGAUACGUCUGCAUUGGAUCAUUCUAGAAGCCGACUGAUUCUUGUCUACGGCAAUCGGGCACUGCCAAUGGACAGCUUGAUGAAUGUCUGCGAGCACCCUCAUCAUCUGAAAAUGUAUUUCGAGUUGGCAUCUGGAAGGAGCAUGAAAGGGUGGGAGGAUCCUGCGGGCAUAAUGGAGAGGCUUCUAUCUGAGUAUCGAAUGCGCAACAGUCAGAAUCGGGCCAGAGAACAAGAGCAGGAAGCCUACAUAAAGCGCCGCCGUGAGAUGGAUGAGGCAGCAAGGGAGACCCGUCUGCGUGAGUCGUCCGUCAAACCAAAGACAGAGGCCACCUGA
This is a messenger RNA of Cyphellophora attinorum, 3639 nucleotides long. RefSeq lists its product as uncharacterized. The transcript is spliced from 3 exons. Lineage: Eukaryota; Fungi; Ascomycota; Eurotiomycetes; Chaetothyriales; Cyphellophoraceae. Bases 1 to 3639 code for a protein of 1212 amino acids. The record is from RefSeq and is a predicted model, not a curated record. Gene Ontology annotation, molecular function: catalytic activity. Gene Ontology annotation, biological process: nucleoside metabolic process.